AUGUCUAAUUCCAGAUUAUUACGUGUCACAAAAUCACCAGCCGUCUCUUCCCGUAUUCAUCGCGAGCAGUCCAAACGAAAACGACGUAAAAAAGAGCCACCAUUCCUUCUGCGAAAUUGCAUCAAAGCACGGGAAGAAUGGAGCAGAUAUGAGGCGAAAAUGAAGCAAUGGGCUUCGGAGCAGUAUGAGAAAAAGAAACGUGAACGAAAGGCAGCACGAGAUGCUUUGAAAGCGCACAAUGAAUCCAGCACUGAGAGUAAUUGUUCGUCUCGUGGUGAACAUUCUAGCUUCGAGAAGAGUUUGUUCGGUGCUCAAGAGGGAGGCCUACUCAGAUCGUUCUACACUAUAUGGAAUAUAAAUCGUCUGAAGGCACAAACGGCAACUUGUGAGGAGGUCAAUAACGUUUCGUUUUGUUCAGUGUGUGAUUUUGCUUUAGUUUUUAUUCGUGUAUAA
This is a messenger RNA of Anisakis simplex (herring worm), 453 nucleotides long. Lineage: Eukaryota; Metazoa; Nematoda; Chromadorea; Rhabditida; Anisakidae. The record is from the annotation of a GenBank genome assembly.